AUGAGUCUUUCAAACACCAGCAGGAAUUUCACGACCGCCGUCUACCGGGACACUUUAAACACCGCCAUAAUCAAGAAUGUGAUCACUGUGGUUCUCUGCAUCGCCAUCAACUACGUCAACGGUACCCUGGUACACACAUUCACUAAACAUCAGGUCUUCAACAUGAACCCUCGCUACAUCCUGUACAUCCACCUGGUGAUCAAUGACAUCAUCCUGCUCACCCUGUUCACCCUCAUUCAGGUCCUGAGUUACAUCGUCUUCACUCUCAACGUCUCCUUGUGUAUCGUUCUGUUGAUGACAGCCGUAUUCGCCAACCUAAACAAUCCCCUCACGCUGGCUGUCAUGGCCGUCGAUUGUUACAUCGCCAUAUGCUUCCCUCUCCACCGCACCAACAUCUGUACGGUCAGGAAGACGUACGUUGUGAUCGGUCUGAUCUGGGUGAUAAGUACGCUCUCCAUCCUACCAGAUUUAUUCGUCGCUUUGGCGACAGAAUCGCAGGAAUUCUUUCGCUCUAGAGUUUUUUGUCUUCGAGAGAAUAUCUUCAGAAAACCCUAUCUGACAGAGAAGAGAGACGUGUCCAACACCGUGUUAUUGGUCAUUGUCUGGCUCACUCUUUUCUACACAUACUUCAGGAUCCUGUUCACCGCACAGGCAGCUUCUACAGACGCCAAGAAAGCCAGGAACACGGUCCUCCUCCACGGCUUCCAGCUGCUGUUGUGCAUGCUCACCUACGUUUUCCAUCUCAUCAUCGACGGUCUGACUUAUUUGUUCCCAAAAGGGGUGCUGGACAUUCGCUUCACUAUCUCAGUGUUUGUUCAGGUUGUGCCUCGCCUCAUCAGUCCCGUCGUUUACGGGCUACGAGACAAGACGUUCAGGAAGUACCUCAAGAGAUAUCUGUUCUGUACAACUUGUGCCGACACGCAUCCACAAAAAACUCUAAAGAAGCCCUGAAGUCCUGUUUCGGAGUUGUUCGUACACUAUUUCAUACUAACGGGGAAAAUAUCAAAUACAUUUAAUGCUGGGAAAG
Molecule: messenger RNA, 1027 nt
Organism: Sebastes umbrosus (honeycomb rockfish)
Lineage: Eukaryota; Metazoa; Chordata; Actinopteri; Perciformes; Sebastidae
Product: odorant receptor 131-2-like
Exons: 2
Coding region: 1-951 (316 amino acids)
Biological process (GO): G protein-coupled receptor signaling pathway
Cellular component (GO): membrane
Molecular function (GO): G protein-coupled receptor activity
Source: RefSeq, a predicted model, not a curated record